This is a messenger RNA of Coffea eugenioides, 2451 nucleotides long. RefSeq lists its product as uncharacterized. The coding region runs from base 1 to 2451 and encodes 816 amino acids. The transcript is spliced from 2 exons. The record is from RefSeq and is a predicted model, not a curated record. NCBI's taxonomy places the organism in Eukaryota, Viridiplantae, Streptophyta, Magnoliopsida, Gentianales, Rubiaceae.
AUGGCGGCUCUCCUGCAUGGGGAGGCGCCGCCUUUCGUUCGACCAGCGAAGACGUUUGCAUCUGUUCUUUCGGAAUCUCCGUCAUCCGCAUCAAGUGGUGUUGGCCUUCUUAGUACAUACAAGGGGGAGCCUUCGUUGGUGAUUUCUCGUCAAGAUAUGUUGCAGAUAGCAGCGCCCUACUCAAAUGCGUUGGUCGGCAGAUUUGCCGUAGGCCGCCCUUCCAUGGAACUUAUUCGCAAGUUUAUUGUUUCGUUGGGGUUGAGGGGCGAGUGCCCAAUAGGUUUGUUAGAUUCCAAGCACAUUCUUUUACGUCCAUCAGAGGAGGAAGAUUACACCAGGCUUUGGUGUCGUCGGUUUUGGUAUGUUGGCAAGUUUCAUAUGUCUCUGUCGAAAUGGACAAUUGAUUUUAAACCAGGAGCCGAGUCAUCCAUUGCACCAGUUUGGGUCAAUUUUCCGGGUCUUCCACUGCCGUUUUUUGAAAAGCAAUUUCUGCUUAAACUUGGUACCCUACUUGGCCGACCUUUGAAAGUGGAUGAAGCUACGGCUUCAUUGAAACGCCCUUCUGUUGCCCGUAUUUUGUUGGAGGUUGAUGUAUUGCAACCUCCCAAAUCUAGGAUUUGGAUCGGAGAUGAUCAGUGGGGUUUUUGGCAAAAAAUUGAAUAUGAAGAUUAUCCUUCUUAUUGUGGGUUUUGCUCGUUGAUUGGCCAUACAGAAGCCAUCUGUCGUCGCAAACAUCCGGAAUUGAGGCCGGUUCGUUCUGGUCCAUCAUUUAAAACGCACGUCAGACAAGUUUUUCAACCAAAGGGGGUAUCUGUUGUUGAUGACUCUCUGCCUGUUGCGGGUUCUGGGGUAGUGGAAGUUCCGGGGAUACAAGCGCCAGAUGCACCGGUGGCACCGGAGGCUACUGCUGACUUGCCACCUCAGUCUGCUAAUCCUAGUCAGGGAAAUUUUCCUCAAGCUACUGUACUUGUUCAUGUUCCUGUUCUUUCAAAUACGUCUCUGGGGGCUGAUGAAGAUACGCAUAAUUUGCUUGCCUUAGGUCGCCAUGUUUCUUCUUCCCCGUUUCAGGAGUUAUCAGAUGAUAUCCUCAUUUCUGACGGGGAUAAUCGUGGGCUGCUAAUUGCAACUGUGUCUGAAGGGCCGAACCAUGAACGGCAUUCCUCUUCGCUCUCUCCUAUGCGGAAUCACGAUCGUGUUCGUCUGGUGCGGUCUAGUUCUGAAGGGCGGUCAGGGGGGCGAGGGAUUUCUUUGGUGGAGUUCAAAAGUUUUCAGGAUCGCUUACCCAGCAGAAUCAAAGCAUCUAAGCUUUGUUAUGAUCCGGUUGGAGGGUGUCUGGAUGAUACGGAUUCUCAAUUACUGCAAAAGUUGAUUCAAGGACACAAGGGUCGUCCUAGGCAGUCCAGGAAACGAGAAGAAGCUGCGGAUCAAUUGGUCCAUGUCUAUUUGUCUUUCCCUUCUGGCUCUUCUUUUAUUAUUUCAGCUGUCUACGCGAAGUGUAACAGAAUUGGUAGGAGAAGGCUAUGGGAGGCUUUGGAGCAUUUUUCCAUGUCCGUUACUCUACCGUGGAUUGCUGUAGGAGACUACAACGUUAUUACUUGCGCGGAGGAAAGGAUUGGAGGAUCUUCUCCGAAUAUGCGAGAUUUGGAAGAAUUCAACUCAGCUUUACAUCGCAGUGGCUUAUUUCCAGUUCAAUUCGAUGGGUCUGCUUACACAUGGGCCAAUGGUCGCAUGUGGCAGCGGCUGGAUCGAGCGGUCGUUAAUGCCGCCUGGCUCGCAGAUGUUGAGAUGACUAGAGUAGCUCAUCUUCAACGGGGGCGGUCUGAUCAUUGUCCGUUGCUAGUCAAGGGGGGUAGUACAUCGACAAGGCGAUCAUCAUUCCGGUUCCUCAAUGUCUGGCGCGGUCACUCCAGUUUUCAACAAACAGUCAAGUUGGCGUGGUCUCAGUCUGUUUCUGGAGUGGGAAUGCAGAAAUUCUUUAAUAAGUUACAGGUGGUUAAAAGAGCUUUAUCUCGAUGGAAUGUGGAGGUUUUCGGGAAUGUCUCUCAAAGGGUCAAACAGGCAGCGGACAAUUUAUUGGCCAAGGAAAUUUUGUAUGAUCAGAAUCGGGAUACGGUGUCUAGGACGGCAGUUCACGAGGCUAGGGCACUUCAUUCUCGGGAGCUAGCAUUGGAAUGUGAAUUUUGGAGACAAAAGGCUGCGAUUAAAUGGAUCAAAGAGGGUGACGCUAAUACCUCUUUUUUCCAUGCAGCAGUUAAGCAAAAACGCAGUUGUAAUUUUAUUGCACGCAUCAGGGGAAGUGGCGACAGUUGGUUUGAUAGUAUAGAGGAUAUUAAGCUGUCAGCAAGUGAUUUUUUCUCCACGUUGUUCACAGCAGACCGCGCUGCAGGUUCUUGCAUCAGGCCGUCACUUGAGCUGCCUAAACUUACGACAGAAGAGAACGAUUGUUGCUGA